Seriola dumerili (greater amberjack) is the source of this 4782-nucleotide messenger RNA. It is a transcript of the gene hecw1, whose product is annotated as HECT, C2 and WW domain containing E3 ubiquitin protein ligase 1. Gene Ontology annotation, molecular function: ubiquitin-protein transferase activity; protein binding. The record is from RefSeq and is a predicted model, not a curated record. Bases 1 to 4782 code for a protein of 1593 amino acids. Gene Ontology annotation, biological process: regulation of dendrite morphogenesis. NCBI's taxonomy places the organism in Eukaryota, Metazoa, Chordata, Actinopteri, Carangiformes, Carangidae. The transcript has 30 exons.
AUGCUGAUGCAGCUCUGUAGUUUCAAGAACUUGUACCAGAAUCGGUUCCUGGGCCUGGCAGCCAUGGCCUCCCCAACCCGCAGCAGCCAGACCCGCCAGCGCUGUAAGGAUGCGGCUCGUCACAGCUACGGCCCAGACUCCUACGCUGUCAACGGUCUGAACCAGGAGGCCUUCAUGCUGGGGCUGUCGCGGUCCACCAGUGACACUGAUCUGGUCUCCCCAGACGCCCGCUCCACCCUCACCAUCAGCUCCUCCCAUUACACCAUCGGCCAGUCUGAAGACCUGGUGAUCACAUGGGACAUCAAGGAGGAAGUGGAUGCCGGAGACUGGAUCGGAAUGUAUCAUGUUGAUGAGGCUUUGUCUGAGAACUUUCUGGACUACAAGAACCGAGGAAUCAACGGUUCUCACAAGGGACAGAUCGUUUGGAAAAUUGACUGCAGCUCUCACUUCAGUGACUCUGAGACCCAGGUGUGCUUCAGAUACUACCACGGUGUUACCGGAGCACUGAGGGCCACGACGCCCACCGUAACCAUCAAGAAGGGCCCUGCACCCGUAUUAAAACCAGUGGUUAGUCCUGAAGUCAACCAUGGACUGGGCAACAGGAGACUUAUUAACUUUUCCCUGUCAGACCUCCAGGCAGUUGGUCUGAAGAAGGGGAUGUUCUUCAAUCCUGACCCGUACCUGAAGCUCUCCAUCCAGCCUGGAAAACACAGCAUCUUCCCCUCGCUGCCGCACCACGGCCAGGAGAAACGCUCCGGGGUGGUGUGCAACACAGUCAACCCACAGUGGAGCACAGAGAGGUUUACCUUUGUGUCUCUGCCCACUGACGUCCUGGAGAUCGAGGUGAAGGACAAGUUUGCCAAGAGUCGUCCAAUCAUCAAGCGCUUCCUGGGGAAGCUCUCUGUCCCCGUCCAGAGGCUCCUGGAAAAACACGCCAUUGGGGAUCGGGUGGUGAGUUAUUCUCUGGGUCGCAGGUUGCCGACAGAUCACGUCUGCGGUCAGCUGCAGUUCCGCUUUGAGCUGACCUCCUCCAUCCACCCAGAUGAUGAGGAGGUCUCCCUGGUCGUAGAGCCGGCCGCUCCUGACGGCGACGAUGCAGCAGAAGUCAACCACGCUAUUGAGGCGCCUGAUGACGACACUCUGAGUGUGGGUCCUGACAUGCCCGACCUCCCCUUGGACGCCCCUCCUGACCCUGAGACCUGCGAGCCUCCUGCCUCCACAGCUGAGGAGGCCCCACCCGAGGAGGUGGAGCAGGAGGAGGGGGCCACAGCUCAACCGCAGGAGGAGAGCGGUGGAGUGGAGGAGGCUGAGGGAGGAAAGGAGGAAAGGCAGCAGGAGGAAGGAGAGGAGGCGCAGAGAGAGGAGUCUGCAGCCCAGGCUGAGGAGAUAACAGAAGAAGAAAAGGAGGCUGGGGAGGAAACUCAGCCAAAGCCGGACUCUGACCGUCCUGUAGCCGUAACAACAAACGACGGGGCCCCGACUGCAGAGGCGCCCACAGAGGAAAACACCACAUCCCAGGAGGCUCCUGCAGAAGCUACUGAAGGUGCCCCGCAGGAGGUGACGGAGGGAGGAGAGAGAAGCUCCGCCCCCUGCGCUUGCCAGUCCCUCUUCUCAAACUACAACUCCCAUGCUCCCUCACGCCGCAAAAACCGCCCCUGCUCACUCCCUGUGUCGGAGCUGGAGACGGUGAUCGCCUCAGCCUGCGGCGAGCCGGAGACACCGCGGUCCCACUACAUCCGCAUCCACCACCUCCUGCACAGCCUCCCCUCGGCCCAACAGAGACCUCCCAGCCAGGAGGAGGAAGAGGCCGGGGACGGAGAGAAUACGAACACCACUGAGGACACCACCUCCACAUCACCGACGCUGAAAACCUCCAAAGACAGAGAGGAGGAGGGCCUCUCCAUCGAACGCCUCUCUGAGCUGAACCAGCUCUUGGAAGGCGAAGGAGGACACGCGGCCGUGAGGCGGAUCUCCCCCUCCUGCCUGGAGAGCGAAGAGGGCGACUCCAGUAACGGAGGAGGAAGAAGAGUCGGCGGGGGCACCCACAGACCACCGGUUGAAAACGAGUGUGAGUUUUGCGACACUUCCUGCUACAGCACCUCCUGCUACAGCACUUCCUGUUACAGCACGUCGUGCUACAGCAACUCUGGCUACGAGGGGCGGAGCCGCUUCUGCAGCCACACCCGCCUCUCCUCGGUGGACAGCAACAGACUCUCCGGCAGCACCGUGUUCUCCUCCCAGGACGAAGACGAUGACGAGGAGAGCGCCUUUGAGCCGGUGAUCGAUGCCGGCAACACGCCGGAGGGCCAGGAGGUGGGCGGGGCAGGAGGAGAGAGGAGGACGGGGAGGCGGAAGGAAGCCAGGAGGGGAGAGCAGGGGGAGCCAGCUGUGGCCGGGCCCAGCGACAGGAACAGCAUCGGCUCAGGCUUCUCCCCUCCUGUUGGCCAUCUUCCAGUCCUGCGACCCAGCCAUGACCUAAACCAUUUUCCUGCUGCCACUGACCAAGCCUUACCUCCAAACUGGGAAGCUCGUAUCGACAGCCACGGCCGAGUUUUCUACGUGGACCACGUCAACAGGACGACGACCUGGCAGAGGCCGAGCCACGGCGGCAAGUGUAACCACGGCAUCCCCCGCUCAGGGUCCACCCAGCAGAUGGAACAACUCAACAGGAGGUACCAGAGCAUCCAGAGGACCAUGGCCACCGAGGAGGAGGGAGGGGGUCCCAGGUUAGAGCGGAGCAGCAGCACAGAGACGGAUUCUGAACCUGCGCCGACAGGCCCCGCCUCUCCUGUCAGUCACCAGAAGAUCAGCCACCUCCUCCAAUCACCUGCUGUCAAGUUCAUCACACACCCAGAGUUCUUCACUGUGUUGCACAGUAACUAUGCAGCCUACCGGAUGUUCACCAGCAGCAGCUGUGUCAAACACAUGAUACUGAAGGUGCGUCGCGACGCCAGGAACUUCGAGCGCUACCAACACAACCGGGACCUGGUGGUUUUCCUCAACAAGUUCGCGGACACCCAGCUGGAGCUGCCGAGGGGCUGGGAGAUCAAGACUGACCCCCAGGGCAAGUCGUUCUUCGUGGACCACAACAGUCGAGCAACGACCUUCAUCGACCCUCGGAUCCCGCUGCAGAACGGCCGGCUGCCUGGACACCUCGCCCACAGACAACACCUGCAGAGACUACGCAGCUACAGCGCAGGCGAGGCCUCUGACGUGUCCAGGAGUCGUGGAGCUUCUCUGAUGGCCCGGCCUGGAAACAGUCUGGUGGCCGCCAUCCGAAGCCAACAUCACGGUGACUCACAGCCACCAGCUUACAAUGACAAGAUCGUGGCAUUCCUCCGACAGCCCAACAUCUUUGACAUGUUGCAGGAGCGACAGCCGAGCCUGAGCAGAAACCAUGCCCUCAGGGAGAAGAUCCACUACAUCCGGACUGAAGGUACCCAGGGGGUGGAGAAGCUGUCGUGUGACGCAGACCUGGUCAUCCUGUUGAGUUUAUUUGAAGAAGAAAUCAUGUCCUACAUUCCACCUCACCCCAUCCACCCCGGCUUCAGCUUCUCUCCUCGCUGUUCGCCUGCCUCCUCACCACAGAACUCCCCUGGCCUGCAGAGGGCCCGGGCCCCGGCUCCUUACCGCAGAGACUUUGAGGCCAAACUAAGGAACUUCUACAGGAAGUUGGAGGCGAAGGGCUACGGCCAAGGACCGGGCAAGAUCAAGCUGCUCAUCAGGAGAGAACACCUGCUGGAGGGAACCUUCAACCAGGUGAUGGCGUACUCCCGCAAAGAGCUGCAGAGGAACAAACUCUACGUUACCUUCCUGGGGGAGGAGGGGUUGGAUUACAGCGGCCCGUCCAGAGAGUUCUUCUUCCUCUUGUCUCAGGAGCUCUUUAACCCGUACUACGGCCUGUUCGAAUACUCGGCCAACGACACGUACACCGUUCAAAUCAGCCCCAUGUCGGCGUUUGUAGAGAACCAUCUGGAAUGGUUCCGGUUCAGCGGUCGUAUCCUAGGCCUGGCUUUGAUUCAUCAGUACCUGCUGGAUGCUUUCUUCACCAGACCGUUCUACAAGGCCCUGCUCAGACUGCCGACAGACCUGUCUGACCUGGAGUAUCUGGACGAGGAGUUCCACCAGUCGCUGCAGUGGAUGAAAGACAACGACAUCACCGACAUCCUGGACCUCACCUUCACCGUCAACGAGGAAGUCUUUGGCCAGGUGACGGAGCGGGAGUUGAAGUCGGGCGGUUCCAACCUGCAGGUGACUGAGAAGAACAAGAAGGAUUACAUCGAGCGAAUGGCCAAGUGGAGGGUGGAGAGAGGGGUGGUGCAGCAGACGGAGGCUCUGGUCCGAGGCUUCUACGAGGUGGUGGACUCCAGGCUGGUGUCCGUGUUCGAUGCUCGGGAGCUGGAGCUGGUGAUCGCUGGGACAGUGGAGAUCGACCUCGGUGACUGGAGGAGCAACACCGAGUACAGAGGAGGUUACCAUGACGGCCACAUAGUGAUGCGUUGGUUCUGGGCCGCCGUGGAGCGCUUCAACAACGAGCAGCGUCUCCGCCUGCUGCAGUUUGUCACGGGGACGUCCAGCGUUCCCUACGAAGGCUUCGCCGCUCUGCGAGGCUCCAACGGCCUCCGACGCUUCUGCAUCGAGAAGUGGGGCAAAGUCACAUCACUACCCAGGGCUCAUACCUGCUUUAACCGCCUGGACCUGCCUCCAUACCCUUCAUACACCAUGCUGUAUGAGAAACUGCUGAUCGCCGUGGAGGAAACCAGCACAUUUGGCCUGGAGUGA